GAAUUCCUCAGAGUGCCCUCUCCAUCCUAAUGAAGAAGAGCAUGCUCCUGAUUGUGCCAUGCACCAGUCUUCAGAUUCAGAGUGUCCAGUACAUAGCAACAUAAUGCAGAACUCAGAAGAUUGUCCACUCCAUCCAUCUGGAGUGCAAAUCAGCAUCACCUCUCCUGAUUCUGAGCCGGCUGAGGCUGAAAAAGGAAACCAUCAAACCGGGGACGGGGACACAGGUAGUCUAGACAGCCGCACAGCCUCGCGAGAAUCCCUGGUUCGCUUCCAUGCAGCCGAUGGAGGGAUAUCUCCCAACAACACCCUUUCACAACACCGCACCUCAGUCUUCAAAAGACCAAUAGGACGCAAACGUCGUCAUGGAGACGAUGGCUUUGACCACGAGAUAUCUGCCUUCUUCCCAGCCAACCUUGACUUCCUCUGUCUUCAGGAAGUCUUUGACAGGCGGGCCGCCGAUAGGCUCAGGAGGCAGUUGCACCGCUAUUUUCCCUUUGUACUGAGCGAUGUAGGACGCUACGGCUGGAAAGGCUGUUGCUCCAGAUUCAAGUUCUUAAACAGCGGUCUCCUGUUGGCCAGUCGCUACCCUAUAUUGGAUGCUCAUUAUGAAUGCUUCCCCAAUGGGCGCAGCGAAGAUGCUCUGGCUGCUAAAGGAGUACUUUUUGCCAAGGUGCAGGUGGGAAGCUCCGCUCAGGACCAGCGUGUUGUUGGAUACAUCACCUGUACUCAUCUGCAUGCUAUUGAAGGCGAUGCGGCGGUGCGCUGCGAGCAGUUGGACAUGUUGUUGGAGUGGGGCGCAGAGUUUCGAAGGGUCACCUCGUGUCCCGCAGAUGAGGAGAAGGUGCUGGAGGAUCAGGUGGCCUUCGAUGUGAUCCUCGGAGACCUCAACUUCGACAACUGUUCCUCAGAGGAUAAGUUGGAGCAGCAGCAUUCGCUCUUCACUCAUUAUAAAGACCCGUGUCGUCUGGGACCAGGAGAGGACAAACCCUGGGCUCUAGGUACAUAUUUGGACACAAGUGGGAUCUAUGAUGAGGAAGUCAGUUCACCAGAGAGCCUACAAAAGGUGAUGGAGAAUGAAGAGGGCAGAAAAGAGUAUUUGGUGUUCCCCACAAGCAAGAACCAUUGUCCCAGUCAGAAGGGGCGCAAAAUACCCCUGAAGGGAAACGGCAGGAGAAUCGAUUACAUCCUUUAUAAAGAGGAAGGCCUUCACCAGGACUGGAAAGUGGAUAUAGAGGAGUUCAGCUUCAUCACUCAACUGGCUGGAUUGACUGACCAUCUCUCAGUGGCUGCAAGAUUGGUUGUGUCAACUGGAGAAGAGGAGACUUAG
Molecule: messenger RNA, 1327 nt
Organism: Danio rerio (zebrafish)
Lineage: Eukaryota; Metazoa; Chordata; Actinopteri; Cypriniformes; Danionidae
Gene: smpd3
Product: sphingomyelin phosphodiesterase 3
Biological process (GO): sphingolipid metabolic process
Cellular component (GO): plasma membrane; Golgi membrane; extracellular region
Molecular function (GO): sphingomyelin phosphodiesterase activity; phosphoric diester hydrolase activity; catalytic activity
Source: RefSeq, marked provisional